AUUCAGAAGAUCUGUCCCAGAAGACUUCAUUGCACCCUUGGAGCUCCAGCAGAAACAGUUUGGCUUAGUGGAUGAUUAUGGCCUUCAACCACGCCAUCCCAAAUUCCAGAUACGGAAACAACGUAAGGAGUCAGAAACACUGCACAGAACACAUAAAAGCAAAAGGGAUGAACCCAAUGUUGAAGAGUAUUAUUACGAUGACCUCCUUUGAAAGUGGCAAGAGAACAUGCUGUAUAGCCAAAUGCAUAUAGCAAUAAUCCCCAUCCUGUUACUUAACGCUAUUCUAAAAACUCUCCCUGCAGCUCUGUAUGCACCCCUAUCAUAAACACAAUAUUUUAAGGUGA
This is a messenger RNA of Thamnophis sirtalis, 344 nucleotides long. Lineage: Eukaryota; Metazoa; Chordata; Lepidosauria; Squamata; Natricidae. The record is from RefSeq and is a predicted model, not a curated record.